AUGGCCCAACCAUCUGGAAAUGGCCGCUCCGGCGCUUACAACAUGACCAACAUGGCAAAUGCCCUCCCUCAGCAACCCGGCAAUUUUCGACCUGUGGGCUAUCCUCCCGUACCUCAGCAGCAGCGAUACAACUCUUCUACGCCAUCUACGGCCAUGAUGACUCCACCGAUGAACACUCAUUACGCACCUCAGCAUGUGAUGCCAAUGCAGGGUCAGCAUUUUUAUAUGCCGCAGCAAACGCACCAUUUCUACGGCGGACCGCACUCGCCGAUGCAGCAGCAGACACGACCUAAUAUUGCUUUCUAUCCGAACCACAUGGCAUUGAAUCAGCAGCAUAGUCAAAUGACACCUGCCUAUUUUUACCCACAACACAACGCUAACUUUCAACAUCAUCAAGCCAUAUCCCAGUCCAUACCGUCUGGCCAGUAUUACGGCGGAGGUGAGAUGAUAGAAUCUGGCGACGAAAAUAAGGCUGGAAUUGUCCGAGGUCCCCCUCGCAAGCCACGACAAAGUGGUAAGCUAUUUUUUCAGUCGUCUAAAACACUAUCUGACUAUCCUGAGGCCAUGCUAUUUGGAUAG
Verticillium alfalfae VaMs.102 is the source of this 579-nucleotide messenger RNA. RefSeq lists its product as hypothetical. The transcript has 2 exons. Bases 1 to 579 code for a protein of 192 amino acids. NCBI's taxonomy places the organism in Eukaryota, Fungi, Ascomycota, Sordariomycetes, Glomerellales, Plectosphaerellaceae. The record is from RefSeq and is a predicted model, not a curated record.